Molecule: messenger RNA, 870 nt
Organism: Aegilops tauschii subsp. strangulata
Lineage: Eukaryota; Viridiplantae; Streptophyta; Magnoliopsida; Poales; Poaceae
Product: protein FAR1-RELATED SEQUENCE 5-like
Source: RefSeq, a predicted model, not a curated record
AUGCAGAAUUACUGUCGGAAAUGGCAGUCGUUCCAGCAAUGCCGACAAAGCACACCUUUGCACAGCAGCACAAGCAACACUCAAGCAGAUGAAACAGCCGCCGAUACUGAAGUGAAUGAUGAAACUGAUGACGAAGCACAAGGGGAUGAAGAAGAUGGGCAAUCAGAAAUCAUGGUACCUCAGCCACCAUAUGUUGGGCAGAGAUUUGAUUCGUUUGAAGAUGCCAAGGAAUUCUACCAGAGAUAUGCAAUGUUCCAUGGGUUUGCGGUGAACACCAAAUACCAUAGGAAAAUUAAAAAAACUAAUGAGUACAGCAGAGGUGAGAUGAGGUGCUACAAGGCACGAAGGAACAAGAAGGGUAAAGGUGUUGCGCCUGUCGUGCCGGAACGAAAGAGAGGUAUCAUUGUCAAGACGGAAUGCCUUGUCCGGUGUAAGCUAAACGUAGAUGGAGCACGGUGGGUGGUCACUGAAUAUUUUGACGAGCACAACCACGAACUCAUAAAGAAGUUUGACCUGGUAAAAUUUCUGAGCGCCCACAGAGGAUUCAGCCCCCUCGAGAAGAAAUUCAUAAAGCUGCUACAUGAUUGUAAUGUCGGUCCAUCAAGAAUGGUCCAGAUACUAUCCAUGAUCCACAGCAAAAAUGGAACUCUGAGUAGCAUGCCCUACAUACCAGCAGACGUCACAAACCUAAAGGCAAAGUACCGUAGAGAGAGUAGGUUGGCUGACAUAGAAGACACGAUAGCCUACUUCGACGAGAAAGCAAAAGCAGAUCCUGAUUUCUUCUACGAGAUAAGAUUGGACGAUGAGGACCGUGUCACGAACAUGUAUUGGGUGGAUGGUGAUGCAAGAAGAGACUACAAACAUUUCUGA